This is a messenger RNA of Plasmodium coatneyi, 1068 nucleotides long. RefSeq names its product Transporter protein. Gene Ontology annotation, cellular component: membrane. Lineage: Eukaryota; Apicomplexa; Aconoidasida; Haemosporida; Plasmodiidae. Gene Ontology annotation, biological process: zinc ion transmembrane transport. The record is from RefSeq and is a predicted model, not a curated record. The transcript has 7 exons. Gene Ontology annotation, molecular function: zinc ion transmembrane transporter activity. The coding region runs from base 1 to 1068 and encodes 355 amino acids.
AUGGAUCUGCUGCUGGCGAAGGCUAUUUGCAUCUUCACCUUCCUGUGCGUGGCAACGUUCGGAUGCUCCAUCCCAUACCUGAUAGGUCUCCUCGGGAACAGAAAGAAUGCUGAGCAUGAGAAUAGAAUAAAGGGCAUCCUAUCCAAUUUGAACUGCUUUGGUUCGGGGUUCAUAUUUUCCAUCGUGAUGUUUCACCUCCUCCCCGAGACGAUUAUGAUAGUCACUUCUCACAACCAUAUUGUUUUAUUUAAUUCUUCCGACCCAGAAGCUAAAACGCUGUUCAUUUUUUUAUUCGUUUUUAUUGGCUUUGCUAUGCAACUGGCAUUGGAAUAUGUUCUUCCUGUGGAUGGGAACAUGUGCUGUGUGGUGAACGACAAUGUCAAGUCCAUGCUGGAAGAUAAUUUUGCCAAAAACAAGCACCAAAGCAUGAAGGGCGACUCCAUGAACAUCGAGAUGCACAGCGUGACGGUGAACGAACAUCAGUACCACCACGCAUGCGACAGCGAACAUUUCAAGAAGCAACAGAACAUUGUAAAGUUCCUUCACGUGCUAACACUGCAGUCGUUUUUUCUGACCAUAUCACUGGCGGUGCAUUCGUGCAUUGAAGGAAUGAUUGUUGGAACGUCAGACGAUGCUAACUUUGUGUUUAUAAACUCCUUUUGUAUUUUGUCGCACAAGUGGAUCGCAGGGGUGACGGUCGCCCUUUCGUUGAACCAGAACAACAUAAGCAAAAACCUGAAGAUCAUCCUGCUAAUCAUUUUCAUUUUUUCCUCGCCUCUUGGGAUAAUCAUUGGGCACCUAAUAAAAUCUUCGGGUGAAAAGGUCACGUGCCUGAUUAACGCUGUUUCUAUCGGGACCCUGCUCUUCAUUGGAUGCGAGAUUUUGUUAAACGAAAUAAAGCAAAAGUUCAGUCGCAAGAUACGAUUGGCCAAAUGGUUGAGCUUCUGCUCCUCCUGCGUAAUUGCCUUCCUUCUCAUUUUGGUGACGCAACACUUCGCCCCCCACACUCACGCGAAGAGUCACGAUCAGGGUUACGGCCACAUCAGUAACCACCACCACGAACAUUGA